AUGGGCGAACUCCAGCACUAUCCGGCCGAUACACCCAACGUGCCCUUCGCACAACGCCCGAUCAUCAUUCUGGGUGCGGGCAUUAUUGGCUGUGCCGCAGCGCGACAGCUUCUACAGGACGGCUUUCCAGUCAUCUUGGUCGCGGAGUAUCUACCUGGUGAUCAAGAUUUUCGCUAUGCGUCCGCUUGGGCUGGAGCGGCAUGGCAUCCAGCGGGCGGGAUCUGUUCGGAAUGGCGACAUCUUCAAGCCAUCAGUCAUCGCCACAUGCUGAAAAUGGCACAAGAUGAACCCGAAUCUGGAGUCAGCAUUGUCGAUGCCCUGGAGUAUGUCGAACGACCCCCCGCUGAAAACUCGUCGGCAUGGGGAAGGACUCUGGCUGCCAAGUGGCGUGACUUACAACCGGGUGAAUAUCCAUCAGAAUUCAGCUGUGGAUGGUCGUACGAGACUCUCGUUACCGAUCCCACCAUCCACAUGCCGUAUCUGGGCAAGAAGAUCACUGCUCUGGGCGGCCAGUUCAUUCGCAAGCGGGUAGAGGCUCUUGAAGACCUCUAUCACAUGUUCCCCGAGUCAAGUAUCUUCAUCAACGCUAGCGGAAUCGGAAGUCAGACCCUCAAGGACGUCCAAGAUGACCAGUGCUUCCCGGAACGGGGGCAGAACGUGUUCUACAAGACGGAAAACUGUCGCACAAUGUACUUCCGGAACGGCCAAGAAUACACCUACGUUAUCCCUCGACCUAUGUCACAUGGUGUCAUCUUGGGAGGCGUCAAACAAGCCGACAACCUAUCCUCCGAGCCAGACAUGGAAAUCGCCCGAGAUGAGAUCGCACGCGCACACCGUCUUGCGCCCGAAAUCGUUCCCGAGAACCCACCCGAAGACACCCUCAGCUACAUCGUCGGCAUCCGGCCCUCGAGGAAGGGUGGCUUCCGCUUAGACUCAGAGCAGCACGAAAACCGGUACAUCCUCUCAGCCUAUGGAUUCGGCGGAGGCGGUUAUGCCUUUUCGUACGGAGUCGCCGAUGCAUUGUGCAAGAUGGUGGAAAAGGUGGAGCGAGAGAAUGUGAUCGGAUCUGAUCCUUGUGAUCGAGGGUGCUGA
Aspergillus costaricaensis CBS 115574 is the source of this 1092-nucleotide messenger RNA. Its product is annotated as FAD-dependent oxidoreductase. NCBI's taxonomy places the organism in Eukaryota, Fungi, Ascomycota, Eurotiomycetes, Eurotiales, Aspergillaceae. The coding region runs from base 1 to 1092 and encodes 363 amino acids. The record is from RefSeq and is a predicted model, not a curated record. The transcript is spliced from 3 exons. Gene Ontology annotation, molecular function: D-amino-acid oxidase activity; FAD binding.